Microthlaspi erraticum is the source of this 1074-nucleotide messenger RNA. NCBI's taxonomy places the organism in Eukaryota, Viridiplantae, Streptophyta, Magnoliopsida, Brassicales, Brassicaceae. The record is from the annotation of a GenBank genome assembly.
AUGAAUAGGGACAAAACAGACUUGUUCACAGCAGGUCUGAACCCUGAGGAAGAUGAAGCUCUAAGCAUUUUUGGCUUCCGCAAGGGUUCUCUACCUAUCCGUUACUUGGGGUUACCUCUCCUCCACCGGAAGCUUUGGAAAUCUGAUUACUCGCCUCUUACCGAUAAGAUCAAAGGCAAGUUCAACCACUGGACAGUUAAAGGAUUAUCCUUUGCGGGGAGGCUUCAACUGAUAUCUUCUGUCAUCUAUAGUCUUGUGAACUUUUGGUUUAGUGCUUUUACUCUCCCUAAAGGCUGCCUGAAGGAUAUCGAGAAGUUAUGCAAUAAGUUCCUUUGGGCGGGAGAUUUAUCGAAGAAGACCUCAGCAAAAAUCUCUUGGAAGGGGCUAUGUCUCCCUAAACCAGAAGGGGGUUUGGGUUUAAGAAAUUUUGUUGUUUGGAACAGGGCUCUAAACCUAAAGUUGGUGUGGCUCCUUUUCACUUCCACAGACUCUCUUUGGGUUGCUUGGAUGCGAGAACACAGGCUUAAAAGACAAAACUUCUGGUCUGCUGAGUCCAAAAAUUCUGACUCUUGGCUAUGGAAGUCUCUGCUCUCUCUAAAGGGGUUGGCGAGCUCUUUCAUUAGUUGCGAGAUCGGAAAUGGGCGAAACACAAGCUUCUGGUAUGAUCAUUGGACUGACCAUGGUCCUCUUAUAUCUUAUCUUGGAGAAUCUGGUCCGAGACUUAUGGGAAUCCCGGCUCAAGCUACUGUCGCAGAAGCGAUUCUUUCCCAUGACUGGGAAGCCCCGUCACGUUUUAGAAACCAGAAUAUCAGGGAUGUGAGGAACAUUCUGAGAUCUAGGCAGGUUUUAAACAAUCAAACUGGUGAGGACUCUUUUCUUUGGGGUCCUGGAAACCAGAAAUCAAAAGAGUUUUCAACUAAGGAACGUGGGAGGUUAUUAGACCAAGAAGCUCCUUCAAACCAUGGACAAAGGCUGUGUGGUUCAAGAACAGAGUGCCCAAGCAUGCUUUCAAUUUCUGGACUGCGCAUCUGGAUAGAUUACCUGUUAAAACAAGACUCGCCAGUUGGGGAUUAA